Messenger RNA from Beta vulgaris subsp. vulgaris (sugar beet), 1193 nucleotides. RefSeq lists its product as uncharacterized. The coding region runs from base 16 to 975 and encodes 319 amino acids. The transcript has 7 exons. The record is from RefSeq and is a predicted model, not a curated record. Lineage: Eukaryota; Viridiplantae; Streptophyta; Magnoliopsida; Caryophyllales; Amaranthaceae.
AAAUAAGGUGAGCCCAUGAUCACACUACCUAAAAUUCCAAUUCUACCCUUCUCUUCCUCCUCCAACCCCUAUAUCUCUAUUUCUCCUUUUUCUGGGUUUUCCUCUUUUCUUUCCUUCUUUCUUUUUCUCUCUCUUCAAUCUUCAUCCACAACUUUUCCAAGAGAAGAAAAAGAAAGAAGAAAAAACAAAGAGAAACAAACAGUAAAAAAAACCCAGCUUAAUUUUUUACCACUCAAUUCUUCUGUGAAGCCGGAGCACAAUUCGAUUCCAGGAAUCCCUUUUUCACUGAUCUCAGGGCUUUGUGAUCUGGGCAUUCCUGGAAUCAAUGUUGUCAGAAAUCUAAUUAUUGUAGCAAAAAUCUUGGCUUUGCUCAUCUUUUAUUGUAUGAAUGGGGUAGCAAGUCAAUUCCUGAUGAGACAGUGUAUGGGUUUUGAGCAAUCAGAUGAGAAUCUAAUGUAUACUAUACAGUGCAGUGGUUGCCUUGCAUGUUGUAUUAAGCCUGAGUCAAUAGCUUCCUUGGAUGAGCGACGAAAAGGUUGUAUAAGUCGAGGUCAAACCAGAAGAGUGCCCAGUAUUUCCAGGGAUUAUUGGACCACAAGUGUGUGUGAUAUGGACAACAGUGCAAUGCAGUCACAAGGAAGCUUAUCAUCCAUUAACGCAUCAAUUGAUACCCCUUCUGGUGUCAGCAGCUCUAAUCCGCCUUCCGAAUAUGUAAAUCAUGGUCUUCUUCUCUGGAACCAGACCAGGCAACGCUGGGUAGAUAAUAAAAAUCAAAGUAACAAAAGGCAUCAAGUUCGUGAUCCUAAAAUUAGCAACUGUUGUUACAGCAUACUUGAUUCGUUCUGGCCUUGCAGUUGGAAUGCAACCUACGAAAGCUUACUCGGGAGUAAUAAACCGUUCUCUCAACCAGUACCUCUCGCUGAGAUGGUAGAUUUUCUUGUGGAUAUCUGGGAGCAGGAAGGGAUGUAUGAUUGACGAAAACCGAGAUCUGGGUAGUUAGUAGCAUGCCAUCCAUCAAGUGUGGCAAACACACAAUUUACAUGCAAUCCUUGAGCUAAUGCGUUAGGGAAAGGAUUAGGGAAAACUUCAUUUGUACCAAUGUUGUGUGACUUAUCUUAAAGGCUUCUCUUGGUUUCUUCUUGUGCUGUAACUGGGUGUUUUUUAAACUAAUGGAACUUGCUGCUGUUUCUCCA